Messenger RNA from Lycium barbarum (goji berry), 1983 nucleotides. RefSeq lists its product as uncharacterized. The transcript is spliced from 2 exons. NCBI's taxonomy places the organism in Eukaryota, Viridiplantae, Streptophyta, Magnoliopsida, Solanales, Solanaceae. The record is from RefSeq and is a predicted model, not a curated record. Bases 666 to 1346 code for a protein of 226 amino acids.
GAUCCAAGAACCACAGUACAAACUCUUUGCAUUUAGUGCCAUCACUUCAUAUUGCAAGGUUGGAGCCUCUUUUUUGCAAAGUUCAUGUUCUCCCAUACACCAUUCUUGUUGAUCCAAGAUACCCUUUAGUGCAUUUUGUUAUUCGCAUCCACCAAUCCAAAAGAUCCAUCCACACUUUAAUAUAUUGUACCGGGUGCUCUUUUGCUUGUACCUUACCUCAAGCUCUUUUUUUUUGAAUGACCGAUAAAUCCCUUUUUGAUGAACGAAAAGUCUGUGAGACCCAGCGACGCACGGUUCGAAAUCUGUAGAUAAUGGGUCUGUCAUUCUAUCCUUCUCCACUUAAAUAUCAGGCUUUUGUCUAUGAUAGGGUUCUAACUUAGCCCAACUAUUAGACUUAGAUCCUAAAAUUUUAGAAGCAUCCACCUAAUUGGAAAAAAAAAAAAAAAAAAACAGAAAGAGAAGAAGUCUCCUUACCUAAGUUUUUGUUAUUUUUGACUAUUUUAUUCUACCUACAUCUACUAAUAACACAUGGCUUGAGUUACACCCUCUUUACCACACCGCCCCGCCCCUCCCCCUCACAACAACCUAUGCCACACACACUUCCUAUAUACACAUAGAACUAGUAUAUACUUGGAAAAAGUAGGAAAAUUUAGGGAUCAUAAGAAAUGGGAAGUUUUCAAACAAAGGACAAAAGCUAUCCAAAAGACAAAGUGGUAGAAGGGUUGAAGCAUAACGUAAGAUUUCUUCAAGCUGAGGUAAAUGAAAUAAUGUGCAUGAGGGAAUAUGAGAGCCAAGUUAAUGCACAAGAGAUGAUCAUAUUUGCAUUGAAAGAAGCAGAGUGGAAGAAGGAAAGGAAGAAGCUAAAAGAAGAAGUGAAGAAGUUGAAGAAGAAAUUGGAACAGAAAGAAGAAGAAAAGUUCAAAGGAGUAGAAAAUGAUGAGAUGUUUAGUGUAAAAGGAGAUAAAUGGCGGCAUCAAUUAGCAACAAGCUAUUUGUUGGAGCAAAUUAGGAAUGAGGAAGCUAUAAGAGAUGAGGCUAUUGAGAAGUGGAAACAACUUUAUUUUGCAAUCAAGAUGGAGCUUGAUGAUCUUAUUCAUAGGACAAAUCAAGGAGGAGGACUCUGCUGGAAAACAGAGCAAAUGGAAUUAUUGGAGAAGCUGCAUAUGGAGCUAAAAGAAAAGGAGGAAAAAAUUGCACUUCUAAAGGAGGAAAUAGCUUCAAAGGAGCAACAAGAACUCAAGAGGGAGAGGGAGAUAGACAUUAUGAGGCAAAGCUUGAAAAUCAUGAGCUACAAUAUGAAGGUAGCAAGCUUUUCUAAGAAUCUUUCAAAAAGCUUGCAUCUGUAAAAGGUAGUCAUUUUAAAGGAGAAUGAUAGUACUACUAGUUCAUUUUGUUUUCACUCUGCAUAUGAUAUCUGUAUUAGAGCCAUGGGCGGAGCCACCUUCGGCGAAGGGUGGUCAGGUGCACACCCUUCGUCGGAAAAUUACGCGGUAUACAUAAGUUAAAUGUUAGCUACAAUGAGUAUCUAUUCAAUUUUGCACACCCUUAACACAAGUAAGAAGAAAAUUUGCACACCUUCAUCAAAUUCCUGACUCCGCCACUGAUUAGAGCCUCAACUAAUUUGCAUACGGCACCACAUAAGGCCCAUUAAUAGUGGAAGCGCUCCCUAACAGAACUUUUUCCUAUCUAAAUUUAGAAUUUGAAACAUCUAAUUAAGGAUGAAGAAAUUCCAUUCAUCCCACCACAAUAUAUAGAAUUGGUGGUGGUCCUCUCAAUUGAUGCUUCUUUCAUGCUAUCUCUUCUUUGUUGUUUGCGAAGUGUAUUUCUUCUUCAAAUUUUUGAGAAGGCAAUUAUUUUAGUACAAUUACUUAUUACUAGAGCAAGUUUAAGAUGUAACUUACUUUGAUUUGAAACACAAUUUGUACAAAAUACUAGUACAACUAAAUUGGAGAUAACUUAAUUCCUUCUUUAAAAGGUAUUUUC